CUUGAGAUGAUUUACUUUUGUUCUUCAUUCGCGCAUACCACAGAUAAAUAUUUAAAAUGUCAUUGAGUAUCUAAAAGUUGAUAACUUAGUAAAACUUUAUUUCAAUAUACAUUGUGACCAGAUCCAAUUAUUGGUAUUCUUCCUUAGUAGGUUUCUUUUGUUUUUGUAUAAGAAGGAUUUGUUAUUUUUAUUCACAAACUAAAAGACUUUAUCUCCUUUGGAUAUUUAGACCUAGUCUCCUGUCUAUAAUCUAGCCUUUAAGCAGUACAACAAAUACAGCUACUUCAUUAAAUGUAAAUAGUGAUAAAUUCACCCUGUAAAUCAAAUUGCUUUACAAUUUACAUUUAGAAAUUGUUUACAAAUAUAGGUAGCAAGUACCAGGCAAGAGGGGCUCAUGGUCCAGGAAAAAAAGCUACUAACAAACAGAUAAAGAGUACCAAGAAAAUUUCUCAGUACUGCUACUAAUUUAAGAUUUGGGAUGGUGGAGAUUUUAGUGACCGCUGGUUGGCAACAGGCGGGGUUUGAAGGAAUGAGAAAGGUUAGUUGGUGGACUUCAGGGUUCUGGAAGAAACAGGGUGAGGGCAUUCGGAGAUGACCUAAGUUGGCAAGUGCGCAGUGAGAUAGGAAAAGGCAUCAGGACCUUGGGAGAAGGUGGGGAAAGACACCAGAAAAAGCACGGAUUAAAGAAAAUUGAAGGGGGAAAACAGCAAGCACCAAAGAUAAGAUGGUGGACUGAGGGCUGUAACGCUCAAGGUGCAAAGAGAAAGCAAAUAAAGCAGGCCUUUAAAGGGAAGAGGCAUGCUCAAAAAGAUAGAAGCGAACAGGGAUGGAGUCCCCUUCACCAAAGGACAGAAACAAAGAGGGACUCCCGAGCCGAAGGCCGCAGUGGCGUGUGUGGUGGGUGGGUCAGCAGCAGGUGGAGCAGAGCCCGAGGUGCUCGAGUGCGUCUGGCUGUGGAAGGAAGGAGUUGCAGUCUGGACGGCGUGGCCGGUGAAUGUCCGUGGGGAUCGGGUGCAUGUCCUUCAGUACCGCAUUUCAGGCGGGGUUGGAGGUGGAUUCCAGUCGCCGCGAGUGAAUUCCAUUCAGGACGGGGUGCGUUUCGUACCGUGCUGGGGCGAGCGAGUCCAGGGCAGGGUGUCCAACGGGGGCUCUGGGGAGGUUCCGGGUGCGAGGCGGGGGGGAAAUGCCGUCAGUGCCGCGCAGGAUCCACGGCAAAGGGACUUCGGGGACGUUCCGCGUUACGAGCUGCACUUCACUCCCGCCCCUCCCGCUCCCGGGGGAACCUGUUGCUGGAGAAAUGGGCGGGCGGCGGCGACGGCGACGGAGGACCCUCCCUCGCCUCCGCCCGGGCCUCACGGCGGCCCUUGCACCCUAGAGAUAUCCUUCGGCAGGGCCCCUUCCUUUGCUCCUUUGAUUAAAAAAAGAAGAAAAAAAGAAUCACCCCCACCGCACGCCGGUGAAGGGCGAGCUUGGUGGUGGCUCGUGCCGCUUCCGGGAGCGGAGGCGCGGCUCCGCGGGCAGGAGGCGGAGGAGGAGGCGGAGGCGGCGGCGGCGGAGGAGGCCAACAUGGCGGCGCGCAGGGCUGGGCCGGGCCGCCGCCGCGCCUAAACGCCGUACCAC
Messenger RNA from Hipposideros armiger (great roundleaf bat), 1620 nucleotides. RefSeq lists its product as uncharacterized. The transcript is spliced from 2 exons. The record is from RefSeq and is a predicted model, not a curated record. Bases 799 to 1608 code for a protein of 269 amino acids. Lineage: Eukaryota; Metazoa; Chordata; Mammalia; Chiroptera; Hipposideridae.